UUCAAGCGUUUUAUUAACAUUGAUGAAUAAGAAUCCGUUUUAUCAUUAUAUUAUUUUUUAUAUACCAAAACUUUAUUCUUUUAAGUACUGGUGAAAACAAUGAAGACGCUGCAGUGAUAGAAGAGACAACAUGGCUUUGGAUGACCAAGAAAAAAAAUCAUCAGAAAGAAAAAGAGAAAAAGAAAGUCCUCCGACAAAAGUUUUAAUAAGAAGAUUACCACCAAGUUUGACACCAGAAACUCUGCUUGAGCAGUUGUCUCCCUUGCCUAGCCAUGAAUUCUAUUUUGUUAGAGCUGAUAUGAGCCUUGGUCAGAAUGCCUUCACAAGAGCAUACAUUAACUUCCAGAGUUAUGAAGAUGUUUACAACUUCAGAGACCAAUUUGAUGGCUAUGUAUUUGUGGAUGGAAAGGGGAACGAAUAUUCUGCUAUUGUUGAGCUUGCUCCGUACCAGAAAGUACCCAGGAGAAAACCAAAGAAAGUGGAUGUCAAAAUGGGAAGCAUUGAACAAGAUCCAGAUUAUGUGAAGUUUUUGGAAUAUUUACAAAAUGAAGAGGCAGAGGAAACACAGACAAUAGAGGCUUAUCUGGAGGAACUAGAAAACAAAGAAAAAGAUAUGAAGGCCAAAAAGGCUAUGAAAGUCAGUACACCAUUGAUUGACUAUAUAAGAAAGAAAAGGGAGGAGAAAAAACUUAUUAUACAGAAACAAAGAGAUGAAAGGAAGAAAAAAGAAUUAGAAAGAAGGAAAAUAAGAGAAGAAGACAGAAGGAGAAGAAGAGAAAAAGAACAAGAAAGAUUUACAAGGGAAAAAGAAAGAGAUAGAGAGAGAUACAAGGAAAAAGAAAGACAGAAGGAAAAGGAUCGUGAAAGGGAAUCUGAAAGGAAAGAAAAAUCUCAAGACGAUCAACCAAAACAGGUUCUUAAGAAACCUGAAAAAGAUGAUGAGAAAAAAUUUGAUAAAGAUAGCACAAAAGAGAAAGUAAAAGAUGGAACAAAAGAUGUCAAGCCAAAAGAGGAAAAAUUAAGUGAAGGUAAACAGAAAGAAAGGGAAAAUCUUAGAUUCUCCAAAGAAAACAGGGAAAAAGAGAGAAGAGAGAAAGAGAAAAGGGAAAAAAGUAACAAAAUAGCUGCUGCGCUUCUAGAUCAGAAACCUAAAUCUUCUAAAGAGGAGAAAUCAGAUGAUAAGUCAAAAUUAGAUGAAAAGAAGGGAGGAGAAGCUGAUAAAGGAAAGGAAGCAAAGCAAGAAGAUAAAAGUAGAAGUGGAAAGUGGGAUGAUUUCCCAGAAAGGAAAGACUCUAGAGGAUCAAAAGAUGAUAAAUAUGAUAGACCAAGAUCAUCCAAGGAAACUAGAUCUUCACAAGGUCGUCCAAGGUCAGGAAGAGACUGGGACAGAGACAGGGACUGGGAUUACAGAGAUAGAGGCUACAGGGAGGAAAGGCCAAGAUCAUAUGCAGGGCCAAGUAGAGAUGAAAGAAGAAAACAAGAAACAAGUACAGACAAAAGGCCAUCAUCCUCAAGAAAAGAAUUUUCAUCAAGUUCAGAGAAAGAGACAUCCAAAGGUGAUGCUAAAGCCUCAGAAAAAUCUUUAGAUAGAAAAGCUAGUGAUGUAAAAGAAAAGGCAGUGAAAAAAGAUAGUUCUAAAAAUGAUGUUGAAAAGGAAAAGAAAAGUGACCAAUCAAAGGAAAAAGAUAGUAGUAACGGAGAGAACAAGUUAAAAUCUUCAGAUAGCUUUGAUGAUGAUAAAAAGAAGAAAAGAAAGGAGAGGCCUGAACGUGCAAUAUAUGACCCCAGAAAAGCUGCCGAGAGAAGAAUGGUUGGUACAAAACCAUCAGAUUCUGGUAAAAAUGACAAGUCCUCUGAUGACAAGAGCUCUGGUGAAUAAUGGAAAAUAAAAAGAAACAUACAAGGCAGGUCCUUGAAAAAAAUGACACAUGCGCCUUAUGCAUUACCGGUUAUCUGUGGAUUUGUCAUUGUAAGCUCCGUAUGCGUCACUUGUAACUGUGAAUUGGACAUUGUCACAUUGAUCACUUUUUAGGGUAUAUGAUUAUUAUACAUGUUAUUGUACCCUUAGAAGCAAUUUCUUGUUUAUUAGUGAUUAUCAACAGUUGACUGUUGAUUCAUUAUUAUUCCUGGGCUUUUCAUGGCUUUUGUGGAUGAUGGUGAACCCCAAAUAUCAAUGAUCAUCAAAAUACAAAUGUAAUAAAGGUUGGUGUUCAAAAUUUCCCUAAAUCAUGAAAACUUUCUUCACGAAAAUACAAUUUUCAUCAAUCCACAAAAAUUGGUGCCCAUGGAAAAUACUGAAUAUAAGGUGAAUCAAAAGAUGACAGUUGUUGAAUGUAUUUGACUGUUUGUUAGUAAUUUAUUCUGCUUGCACAAUAAAAGGCAAGAAUUUAAUAUGUUAUAGAAACUUGAAGUAGGAAAUGAAACAGGGUGAAGGAUAAAUGUAAGAAAUUUUAUAAUAAUUUAAUGGUAUUUAACUGUGAAUUGCAUGAUCUAUGAAUGGUAAGAGAAAAUAAUACAAGAUUGAUAAUUAUUACUGAUAUUAAAGUUAAUAAACUGCAUUACCAGUAAA
Molecule: messenger RNA, 2569 nt
Organism: Mytilus californianus (California mussel)
Lineage: Eukaryota; Metazoa; Mollusca; Bivalvia; Mytilida; Mytilidae
Product: regulator of nonsense transcripts 3B-like
Exons: 12
Coding region: 131-1879 (582 amino acids)
Biological process (GO): positive regulation of translation; nuclear-transcribed mRNA catabolic process, nonsense-mediated decay
Cellular component (GO): cytoplasm; nucleolus
Molecular function (GO): mRNA binding
Source: RefSeq, a predicted model, not a curated record